Messenger RNA from Saccostrea cuccullata (small rock oyster), 1386 nucleotides. RefSeq lists its product as uncharacterized. Gene Ontology annotation, biological process: sensory perception of taste. The transcript is spliced from 4 exons. The record is from RefSeq and is a predicted model, not a curated record. Gene Ontology annotation, cellular component: membrane. Lineage: Eukaryota; Metazoa; Mollusca; Bivalvia; Ostreida; Ostreidae. The coding region runs from base 35 to 1297 and encodes 420 amino acids.
UCAUUAGGACGUUGUUUACGGAGACCAUGCGAUAAUGUCGUUGGUAACGCUUUCAGUGGACUCGGAUGAAAAAGACGUUAAAGAAAAGGAGGACAGAGAGGAUUUUACUCCAAUUCAAACACACCUCCGACCUUUCCUAGUUUUGUUGCAGUGUUUUGCGUUACAUUAUCCAGAAAAUGGCCAAAGUUUGUCACAUAUGAAAAAGAUAAAAGCAGUUCACCCAAUGGAAUCACCAACACGCGAAUCAAAGCUUAGCGUCCAGUUUGUGUACUGUUUGGUGAUUCUGAUCAUUAUGAGUUUGAACGUUCUUCGCUACAUUCCAUCAUUUUGGGUUGGAUAUGACUUCAUUCCAAACCUUACAACCCCAAGAGUAAUCAACAUUGUCUGGUUUUGUCAAUGCUUCUUCAAUUCUGUCUUCAUUUUCAAAACUUGCUCCAGAUAUGGGAACUUGCAUGCUUUCAUCCAUUUCUACAACUCAAUUUCUACGGAUGAAAUUUCACGUCGACUGAACCUGAAGACAUCUUAUGUCAAAUUCAGAAAAAUUGUGUGGUUUAUGGUGGCUAUUGGCAGUGGUAUGAUCAUUUUCAACGUCACUGGAUGUUUUCUGAUUAUUUUUAUUGAAGAGAAUAAAACAUUUGAAAUCCUGCAGACAGAUCCUUUUCCGGCCUCUCGACUAGUGACUCUGCCUAUCCUAAUUGUUGGUCUGUAUUGCUUUGCAGCAUGGCUGCUACCACUUGGACUAGUUGCUUUGCUCUUGUUGUUAAUAAAAUAUCAGUUUGAUACCAUAACCUCUCGUCUGCAGAAGCUCUUAAAAGAGGAUGGCCAAAAAGCUAUUUUUAAAAUCAACGAAAUACGAUUGAAACAUUUGCAAAUCACUAAAGCUGUAGAAAUACUGGACCGCGAUAUCAGGUUAUUUUUUGCAGGUGUUUAUUUGGCAGGGAUACUGAUAUGCUGCUUUAUCGCGUACAAUUUGAUUAACAGAAAAAUUUCAGGAACUUUUGAAAUGGUCAUGUAUUUAUAUUGGCUAAUUAUGAACAAAAUUAUUAUCAUUUCAUCUUCAGUUUUGGCAGCUCAAGUCAAUGAAGCGGUGAGCUUGUUUGUCCCUGUUAUUCAUUUGAACCCUGAUCUGUUUGAUACAGGAUACCCGAAACAGGUGAGCUUGUUUGUCUCUAAAUUGAAUGGCCCAGCUGUAGGAUUUACCAUGAUGUCUACGGUUACCAUCACAAAAGAACUUCUUUUAACGUUAGCUGGACUUUAUAUUUCCUAUCUAUUUCUUCUGAUGCAAUUUCAACUUUGAGUAUAUCUGGAUGAUUUUAGCUGGACAAGCCACAUUUGCAUUUCAUCGAAGUGAAGAUACUUAUUUGAAUUGAUUAAACAAUUAAUUUA